GCUUGCAGAGUCCUCAUCCAUCCAUUGUCACUGUCAGCAGGAGAAGCUGUAUGCUGUCAACUAUCUCCUACCCAGUGCGCCUGCGCCCUCUAUCCGCCCCCCACCCUCCCUCCAUCAGUGUGUGUCUCGGUUCUCCACCUGACAGCUCAUCGGGAGACAUGCACAGAACCGAGCCCAGGGCUUCUCACCAGCAGUGAUAAAAGGCCCCGGUGUCUGCAGUCUGGGCUGGAUACUGACCGGCUGUUGUCCUCAGCGUCGUGCUCCACACAGCGGCAUGGAGCGCUCCUGAUCCCGGCAGGACGCCUGGAGCUCAACCGUUCUUCGCUCGUCACAUCUUGGAUCUCUUUGGAUAUUCGGAGGCCCGACCAUGUCUGCGAGAGACAAGGGGAUCCUGACCAAAGACAGCGUCAGCCUGCUGCCCUGCUUCUACUUUGUAGAGGUUGGUUGAUGCUGCAUGCUUCUCAUUCACAGCGUCUCACUCAGUCGCCUACAAAACAGGACGGAUGUAUUCUGACGGAGCCGUGCCAUCACCUACUCCAUAUACCGAGAACUAACCUCCUAUAAUAAAGCGGCGAUUAGCUCAAUUUGACCCAUUUGAGAUUUAGGUCACGAGAUUAUCAACAUUAAAACGUCAACAGUCCUUUCUGAGUCAAUGAAAUGUGGAUUAAGUGUGUGCUGUGGACCCCCAGAAGCCUGCAUAUGUCAGAUUAUUCCAUUAUCACCUGUAAAAUUAAUACAUGUGCAGAAUGCAUUGCUCCAUUUUAGAUUGUUAUUCAUCUGCAUUGUUAAUAUUAUGCCAUUAAAACCUCAUAGGACCUGCUCCCAAAGACCAAUAUUGGGUUUAACUUGCAGAAAUGUGCCUUUGAGUAGUAAGACAAAAAACAUAUUCACAUUUAAUGUUAUUGUCUUUCAACAAGCACCCAUAAUGAUGAAGUUUCCACACAAAGAAAAGAUGACAAUGCACUGUGAAAUAGCUUUAAAGGGGAGUCUGUGGGGACCGGGUUGUAAGCCACCAUGGACAUGGAUAAGGGAAUUCCUCGGUGACAGCAGCGUAUUACAAUACAGGGACUGUUUGACUGUCUUGAUGAUGAGUUUGAGCUGUAUUUUAACAGCGUCAUGUUGAAAGCUCUUUUGUGGAGUGAUCCAAAUGGCCUGACAGUUUCAAAAAUUGAAACGCAGAUUGCAUGCAGCUUGUGGUGACUGUCACUCGUUUUCCUGCUGUGCACUUUAUGCAUGCUCUAAUUCACCACUGGCCUGUGGCUCUUCAAUCAAACUGGCAUCAUAUAUUAUAGAGUAGCUUGUAUACUCUAUGAUGGAUGCUGUUGAGAUUACAACAUCAAGUUGUAACUUGGACAGGGAUUCCUUUGAUUCCUUGAUUUUGUUUUGUUUUUCCGCUCUUUUUUAAUCCUUUCAUUUACAUUCCAAUACACUCUUACUACAAUUUACAUGCCUGACAAAGAAAUUCAGCCUUGAGCUUUUCAGAUCGCCAAGACUGCUGUUCACUAAAGGAUUUUUUACCCUCCAUUUUUACAAACAGCAGGAAGCACUUAAACUAGGUCAAUGCCGAAAGUUAAUUCUUCACAGUGAACUACAACACUUGCACGCACAAUUAGUCUAAAUCAAGCUCCUUUCCCAGGUGUGUGCGCGCGCCUGUCUGCGUCUGCGUCUCUGUGUGCUUGUGUGGUUUAAAAAAAAAAGGCGAAGGUUGUGGCCUGUUAAGCUCAAACUCUUCCUGCUCUCCUGUCAGCUGUGGCUGCCAUGUCCAACAGCAGAUGUAGGCAGGAGAUCAGAGUCUGUCAAUCAUGAUGUGUCGGUCCCCUCGGGGAGUUUUACCUCUGCAUUACUCAUGGCCCCUCACCUGUCAUAUGAAUUCUUUAUGCUGAUAGCUAUAAAGUCAGAAAGAAGCUGAACAAACAUCAGACCUAAAUAUAACACAGUCCUGCCAUUAUGAAUUAGCCAUGUUUCUCUAAAUGCAACUGUACUCAAAGCUAACGCUGAUGUCAUUACUCAAAUUGAUCUGCAUCACUUCUGCUCCAAUAAAAUAAAUACACAUCAGAGCUAGAAACACUACCUAUGACAGCUAAAGACAGUCUGUGAUGUGAGUGUUGUUCGAGAUGUGGUAACUAAUAUGCUGUGCCAUUGCUGUCCUACAUUAACAUUACCAAGCUUGAAGUUUAACUUAUUUUGAGAAGGAUAAAUAAUGAAGACAAGGUUUUUGAAACAAAUGCGUUAUUGUUGUAGGGGUUUCUGCUUCACAAUGAUGCUUCAUUUAAAAAUCAAGCCAGACAUUUUUUCAGACGUCUGCUUUGAUUUAAAACCCCAAAGUCAAAAAGGCACAAUGGUCUUGCAUUUCAGUAGCAUGGCUGCUAACUAAGUUAAGUUCAGGUUUGUUCUUAUACUAGAUGUGCCACAAAUAUUUUCAGAUUGACACUAGAGUCAGUUCCACUUCCAUUUCCCCCUAUAAGAAUAUACACUUGGCUUAAGUCUUAUGGCUGCUUUGACCAUCAAUGGCAUCAUAAAUGUAGUAAAUUUGAAUGAUCUCAAACCCAGCUUAGGACGGACAAACAAUGUUACGUUUGGUUGUAGGAAGGAAGAGUCAGAUGUGAAGACAUGACAACAAAACUCCCUGAAGCUCCUCAUUUAGCUACUGACAAAAACUACUUUUUUAAGGAAGGCUAGAACGCUAAUAGCAAACAAAACUGUAUAGCUGUGUAGACACAGGCCAAAGUAAUGCUGUUAAUGUUAAAAGACAUUGAUAACGGUCAGUUAAAACAGUUCACACGAACACAAGGUCUGGAUGAAUAAUCAGAAUUUAGCAAAUUGUAUUUUUAGAGGCUGUUCUGAAAAGAAAGAAACUUUAAACAAUGAUGUAAAUUGAUAAAAUACACAUUAUUUAACCCUUUAACUGGACCCCAAUGGCAAUGUCAGUUGUGUGUGCACAGGAUUAGCUCGUCCUGGUGUCCACUUCACAUAACAGCCUCUGCCAUCUGUGUAUGAAUGUUGCGUGAACCUAAAAGGGCUAGUCACAAGACUAGAAAAGGGAUAUUUAAAUGUAGUCUAUUCCAUUUACCAUGUAAAUGAUAAUGUAUCGUCUUGAUAUAUUAACUCCGAGAAUGAGAUGAGACCUGUGGGUUUUAUUUGAAAAUAUCAACUGGCUAUCAUCCUUCUCAUUAUCCAGGUACAUAUAGCUACAUACAAGACCCUAAGUAUUGAUCUAAAAAUGAUUAAUUUAUUGAUUUAUAAAUAUUAGUUUGUGCAGAUCAAAGGCAAAAAGUCACUCAGUUUCAGUGGCUAGUCAUGUCAACCUUCAGGGAGCACUUUCCAUCACAAUUUCAUCUCACUUUGGGUUUUUCUAUUAGCAUUUGCAAAAUAUAUAAUUUCCUCUACCAGUAAUCUGUUGGCAUAUUCUUCUCGUUCAAGCUGCUCAAGGCCACAUUCCUGUUGCAGUUUGGUGUUGCUUCAUUUCUAUUCUCUUAAUUUGUCCCUUGUUUUCUUAGACUCAGCUUCUUGUGUGUUUUAAUAUCAUGAUUAUUUCGUAAUUAUUAUUUUAGUGCUUUUCUCCCUUUUGUUUUAAUUUUAUGCUGGUCACUGGAUGACCAUUAACCUGCCCAAACUUAAGUUCUGUACUUUCCAAAUGAACUGAGUGUAGUAUUACAAAUAUUUUACUUGUUUUAAAUGCUGCAAUCAGAAAGUCACUUUUUUGUUAGUUAAUUUAAUGUGUAUAGUCAGGGUGUUCUGGUGUGCCACCUGAGUAAGAAAGUUGGGAAGUAACACACAAAGGUGUCAUUAGAUUAGUAACCUCAGAGCAGGAGUCUGAAGCUGUUAAGACAUUCAACUAGAUUUUUAAACUGCUUUUUACCCCCCUGCUAAAUUAUCAAUGUUUGCCAGAUCUCAAAAUGAGUGACACAUGUCUCAUAUAGGCACUUGCCUUCGAAGGGGGCUCCACCAUACACGCUAAAAUCAGUUUACUGCUUAUAAGGCCAAUUACUCCUUAAUUCCACUGUCAGGUUGGAGCCAUCGGUUAUUCAGUCACCUUGUUUGACAAGUAUUAUACCUAUUAGCAGUCUCUAUGGAGAGUGCUGAUCAUUGACUUUCUACAAUUAUGGAUGACACAACUCCAAUCAAAUCUGUGCUAAGCCUGGAGUGCAAUCCAUAGGGAAGGACUCUAUUGUUUGUUCAUCAGGGUCCUGCUCAACACAGCUGGGACUCGAAUUUGCAGAACAGCCCGUUCACUUUCAUGCUGUCAUGAUAAUGGGUUUUAAAAAAUAAAACCCUCUGUUUGCUGUUCGAGCAAAAGGUGUCGUAUUUUUGUUAGAUCAGACUGACCCCAGACAGGUGGACAAAGAAAAUGUCAUAGGAUUUCAUCAGACCAAGAAAAGAGGCUGAUUGUGUUAUAGAAUAGUUCAGAUGAUACCGUUAGGGUCUUUUGCAUGUGGCUGAAGAAGAGGGAAUGAAUGUGAGACUAAGAGAAUUAGGCAUAGAAAUGAGGCUGGCGCUGAGUGUCAGAAGAUGUAGGGCAAUGGAGCAUCUCUGCUGAGCUGAACCCUCCCCAGAGGAGCAGAAGCUUCUCGGAGAAAGAGAGCGUAAGAAUCAUGAAGUCAUUCUGCUCUGUGAUUUAUCACAGUGUGCUGUUGUUUCUUCAAUCUGACUGCUCUGUUUGCCAGAUAAACCACAGACUCUCACAUCACUGUCAGUAUUAUCAUCCUGACAGAGUCGUCUUUCAUUAAUUCAAAUAGUCACAAAUCUCUAGAUCCAUGAUAAGACUUCACUUUAAUUUUUCAGGACACUAUUCGAUUCAGUCUGGGUUUAAUAUUUUUGACAGUUACUGGCAGCUGUGUCAGUGAGUUUGUUUUCAACUUACUCAUAACUUCUUUUAAGAGCAUAAAACUUUAGACUGGUGAUUAAUAGCUAUACAGACACCUGCAGAAAAAAAGGAGAGACAUCAGCCAAAUUGAAGAAAACAAACAUAAAACAACCACAGUGUUGCCCAGUUUUGCAGUGUAAUAGGACAGGUUGAGUUAGAAGAAAAUGCCAAGAGAAGAAGAUGUCUGGUGCUGUUGUUAUUUCUACUCCUGAUAACAGAAAAGUGCUAAUGUUUAGACUCUGCCUUAAUCAAAGUAUUUUAAUGACAAUUGAGCCUGUAAGCAGAUAGACAAGAAUACUGGUACCAUGAGAGCGCUAACAACUUUUAAAAUUGAGAGACUACUUUUUAGAUGUACAAAGGAAAUAUAUUUUUAAACUAAUACAAUCAUAAAUACAUCAAAGCUUAUUGUCAGUUUUUUUUGUAAAUCUAGUUCAUUAUCAGCUGAAUACUUUGUAGGAAACCAGUGAUUGUCCAGAUUAAACCCCCUUUACUGAAUACCAACACUGUGAAACAGGACGGUUUCUGGUUCAGAGUAACUCUGUGGCCUUUUGGUUUCUUGAUGUCUGUUCAUGGUUGUUUGGUGUCUAAAUUAACUCUUGUCUCUUUGUGGUCGCUUUGAGUUUUGUCUGUAGGUUUUGUGUGUCUUUGAGGAUUUUCCUGUCUGAAAUAUUUCUCUUUUUAUUUUUGAUGGAUUUUUUUUGUGCCACAGUGGGUUGUUGUUUUGCAUUAUUUUGUCUCGAGUGACUUUUCAAGUAUUUACUGUUGCUUUAUGUCUUUUAGUAGGCUAGUUGAGGUUUUUUAUUGUCUCUACUGGGAUUUGUGUUUUGGAUAUUCUGUUCCUCUUUGCAGUUGUUUUCUGUCCCUUUGUGUUUUUUUAUUUAUUUUUUAUUGCACUUGUAGCUUUGUGUCUGAAGUGACUUUAUGUCCCUUUGUGAUGUUUUACAUCUCAAGAAAUUUUGUGUGUGUUUUGGUUGGGUGUUACUUGAUAUUGUGUAUAUCUGUAACAUCUUUUGUGUUUCUUUGUGUCUUUGUGUUUCUUUGUAUUUUUUUUUUAUUAUUAUCCAAUUUUUUUGUUCUUUGCUGACAUUUGUUUCUUUGUAGUAACUUGGUGUGCUUUUUUGUGUUCAAUGGAUUUUCUGUCUCUUUAAAUCUGUGUUUUUUUCAUGCUCUUUUGUACUUUUCUCUUUAAGUUUUUUUAUUUGCUUUGUAGUCUUUUUUGUCUCCUUUUAAUUGAUUUUUUCAAAUUUGCUUUGUGUCUCUCUGCUGUUUGAGGAUUCAUUAGGCGUAGUGAUGUGUAGUGAUUCAGCGUCUCUUUGUGGUUGUUUUGAAUAAGUUUUUUGGGGUCCAGUCUGGGUUUUUUUUUGUUGUGUGGUUAUUAGGUGUCUCUUUGCGCUUUAUUUGUGUUGUGUUGUGUCUCUUUGUGAUCUAUCUUGUCUUUGUGGUUAGUGUCCAUUGUUUUGCAGUUGUUUCUAAUGUUAUCGUCCUCGUUAUUCAUCAGUCAUUUUUGAGUUUGGUUGUAUUUUUGUUCCUCUCACAGGUAAUCAGUGCACUGCAGGCAAACACCCACUUGCUGCUCCUAAAUUUACUAAUGGGCUUGUGACUGUAAAGUAAAGCACUGAAGUAUUUAUAAACAGUGCAAUCACUUUUACAGGAAACAGUGCUUUAAUAAGAGUUUGCUAAAAUUAGCUUAAUUAAGGUUGGUGGGGUACAAAUCAGGUAGGCUACUAUUUCGAUUAUUCCAGUUUCUGAAUAACAGAGAUCUCUGUGACUUAUACACUCACAGUUGACAAAAUCCUCAUUAAACUCUAUCUCAAAAUAAAAAAAACAAACCCUAAACUAAACUCCUUUAAGUGUACAGCUAUUUGUUGUGUCUCUUUCUAGUUGUUAUUUCAUGUUUUUGGAUGAAAGACAGAAAUAGACAUCUUCAUGCAAAUUGCACAGCUGUGGCUCAGGAGUAGAGUCAGCAAUCUCUCAAUGUGAACGUCUGGACCUUUCUAUACAAAAAUCUUUAACGUCUACCCAUUAUUUUUGAUCAAAGUAGAUGCUUUAAGCUUCUUCCACUGCCAAAUUAGUUCAGCAAUAGAAAGACAAGAUUUGCCACAUGCGAAAAUAAAGGAAAUAUUGAUCAGCCAUAGCUGAAAACCAGAGGUUUUACAGUUGACAGCAUAAUCUUUUAGUGUACCCAUCCGGACUGAGGCAGCAGUUAAAAGCAUCUGUGAUUAGAUAAUGUCUUCAAAAAGAGAUGUCAUAUUCAACACCUCUGUUUCUGGAGCACAGAAGGCACACUGGACAUACAAAUCUCAACCCUGAUGAAGUUGGGUCAUUGUGUAAAAUGAAACAGGAGUAAAAAUAUGCCUUUCCUUACUGAUGAGUUGGCAACACUGAUUCUGUUUUUAAUUACCUUUUACACAACAAAGGAAGAAAGUACCCAAACUUUCUCAACAGCAGGGAUUCCUCUUUGUGGAAAGCUGGAACGAAACAGCAGUCCUUUUCUGUCAUUCCAACAAGGAUUUCUAGAUAUAAACCCUUUGCUGUUGUAUAAUAAGAUUUUCAUCUUGCAAAGUUUCCUGGAUCUUCAUAAAAAAAUUUGCACGAUUACAAAUAAUUGGGUUAAACAAUGUUUGUCUGUUGCUUUUUUUAGCACCAGCUGGCAUCUUUCCGACAAAUCUUUGUUGACUGAGUCAUGGAACAACCAAUUUCCAAAUAAACAAUCUAAGCCCAAACCAAUUGGACACUCCGACACUGAGGAAACUCCCUGUCUGUUCACUUGGCCCAACAUCCACCAAAAAUAACUGCCAGCUAAAGCCUACUGGAGCCUGCUUUCCAUUUUACACAUCUAUUAUUCAAACUGAACUGUCUCUCUCCUGUUCUCGCAUCUCUGUAAUCACUGAGGGCUGCCAGGAACACUUGGGAGCCUGUAGAAGGAUUAUCGUUGGGAAAACUUUCAGAGGAAUGUUGUAUGGCAGAAAGCUUAAGAGUAGUCCAAAUUUUAAGACUCAAGAAGGUGGUGCAUAAAACUGGAAAUCAAACUCCUGUACCGAGUGCACUUCAGAUAGUUUAGGAAGAGUUUACAUGUAGAAUGAAAUGUUUAUCUUUACCUUUUAGUGAAGAUCACUGGAUUAUCAAAUUAAUGUUGUUUUUAACCACAAAAGAAUGAACAUGCUGAGCUCUCUCUUACUUGGAGCAGUUUAAGGAACCAGCCCUUUAGCCAAACGACCUCCAUGGGAGCAGAGGUCAUUCUGAUUACAAUUAGCCUAUUUGAGCAAAACAUGAGGACAUUUUCAAUUGAUUUUUAGGGAGCCAGAAAACUGAUAUUUUAUCACUAGAAUGAAACACUGAUUCUAAUGUAUGCCCAUUAAGACUUCUUUGCACAUUCUCAAUUAGGACUGGGCGAUAAAAUGAUAAUAUUUGUUGAAAAUUAAUUUCCCUCAUUAUCAAUAUAAAACAUGAUCAAUAUCCUUUUCGAUAGUUGGCAUUCUGCCAUAUUUUGGUAGACUAUAUGAAUAGCCAAUGAAAAGGGGAAUUGCUCUGGGUCAGCUUCGCAUUGAACCAACAUGUGCUGGAUGAAAACCAAGUAGCAAACAACUGUGUAGUAGCAGCUACACGCAACCAUAGCAUUUUAACACGUGAAGCCAACAGCACUGUCGGUGAGGAAAAAAGAAAAUGAGUGCUACCCCCGCAGAAAUGCAUAUGAAGGCUCAACAGAUGAUGAAAUCGUCAACAACACUGGUAACACUGACAAUAAUGUCAGUGGUGUGGAGGUAUUUUGGUCUUUUGAGGUCGGACAUGUAGCAGAGUAAUGUGCACUGCAAAUUAUGUCGAGUACAUGUUCUUGCAAAGCCGGGGAAUAACUCAAAUCUUUUUCAUGCGGCAGAGCAAACAGCAAGGAGCUCAUGGCACCUGUGCAGCCGAAACAGCUGACAUUCAGUCCCCUUUCUCUAUGGCAACCUAUGACAAAAACAUCAAAAAGACCUCACAGAUGCAGUAGCUUAUUGUAUUGCAAAAGACAUGCUUCCAAUAAGCACUGUUAAAUUUUCCUUUUUAUAUUGUGAUAUUUCGAUAUUGACUGAGAUGAAAAAAAAAUACACUGUUAUAAACUUUUUCACAUAUCACCCAGCCCUGGUCUCAAUAGACAUACAUGAUCAGAUCAGGCUCUGGUUCUCUUACACCAUAUACACAAGACAACCUAAACUCCUUCCUAAGCAUGUUAGCAAAAAUAGAGUAAAAGGAUGCAACUGCUUUUUUAUCAUGUUAAAUAACAAUAGAAUCACAUGAUGCAAAUGCAGUUAUAUAACAUGUUAAAUAAACAGCUUUUUGUCAAUGCUAAAAAUAUUUCUUUUCUUCCACAGAGAGGGUAAUUUAUAUAACAGUGGUGAGAUGAAUCAAUUAGGAAAAUGUCAUGACAGAUAAAAUCCAGACAGCAAAUCAAUGUGGGUGUGUGAAUCAUCCCCUGAAAAGGAUAAACCUAAAAGCAACCCAGGGUAUUCAAACUUCAUCAGAGCUCAGGAAAGUCUCUAGGCUUAAAAGUCACUGAAAAAAAGCAUGUUAAAUACCAACUUAACCACAAUUUGCCAGACAGGGAUAUUUGUCUUUGUUCCCAACUGUUACAGGAAAAGUCUGUAAAAUCACACCAAGAGGGUUAAUCAUCAUUAACACUGAAAAAGUUAGUCUUAAAACUUAAAACUUACCCCCACGCUGUGCUGCACUGUAUUUUAACGCUAGGCUUUGAUGAUAGUUUAAUGUUUUUAUCUACAAUCUGAACUGCAGAUGCAUAUGAAUUGCUUUUUGUACCCUGGUUUGUUUCACUAUUAAAAGACGUCUUUAACUCAGCAAAAAGUUUUCAAAAAUCACAAGGAUGUGUGGGGAAACUGAAGCAUAUCUAACACGAUUAGCUGCUAUUGGCCUGCACGAAUCACGCUGCACUUUCAAAUAACAGGAUAUGACAUAAAAUAUCCUGCAGAAAUCUACUUUGAAGUAUGGGGAGCUGCUUCAUCUACAAAGCAUGAGCAGUGCAAGUGGUGAUGCCACUGACCUAUAUUUCUGGUUUCUAUGAGCUGAGAUGCAGGAUGAGAGGUGAAGAAUGCUGACAGUAAGCCAGGAGGAAUCAGACCUGAAAGAGGGGGAGGGGAACAGUGCAUGUGGAGCUUAGAGGGGGGCUGCAUGAGCUGGUUUCUAUAGAGAACACACACCAAGAUAAUUCCUGCAUGCAUGUUGCUUCUAGGAUUUAUUCAUCCAUUUAAUAUACAGUAAAGACUCGGUCUGUUUAAUAAGCAUUAAGGAAUCAUAAAAAUACAAUGGGUUUGUAUUACUCUCAUCAGAAUCACAGACUGUUUUGUAGGUUUCAGAGAUACCUUUGUACCUAAUCAGAAUCCAGGAGCAGAUAUAUUUUUCUAUAGAUCUCAACAUAUCUGUUUCAUGUCAGAUUUUUUUAGUCUCCUUCAGUUUAUUCCAUUUUAACUUAAAUUAGCUGCCAUAACUUUGAGAUGAACUGUUUGUGUUUGUUUGGCACAGAAAUGUGAAACUGGACUUUGACUCUUGAAGAUGUGUUUAAAGGGAUAUUCCUGCGUAGAGUUAGACAGCCCCUCGAGAGAUGAAUGUUGCCGACGGCUUGCUUCUCUAGUUUUACCAGCUUUAGUAACGACCGCAGGAUAGCAAUACACAGUGGUCUGAGGAGCCACACACAAACCUCAACCAAAAUGCCACUCUGUAACCACAAAUAAUGCUCAGAACAGCACCUAACUUCAUCAACAGUACAUAUAGGGUCCCAGCCAUAGUACUAGCCAUCAAACAUCUUUUUAACAUUGCCUAAUUUCUUAAGCAAAGGGAGUAAACACAACUCACCUACUCUCUUCCAGCAAGCGCUUGUUUGUAGCGAGACCUCGGGCCAGUCCAUUAUGGACUGCUGUGGGGUGACGCAGCUCAAGGAAGAAAAGAGUUUGUUUUUUUACUCUACAUAAGUUUUGGGAAGUUUUAGAUGUAAGCAUUAUAAAUUAAUAUCAUCCUUGAAUGCACAAAAUUCUAUUUUUGUUGUGUUGCAACUAAGCAUUAGACCUGGUGUGUAAAAAAAUCAUUUGAAUCAUGGCAACUCAACCUAAAAACUAGCACAGGCAGUGUGAUCAUGAGGAAAAACAACAACUUAGUCAAUUCCGGUUAUCUGAAACUCUUAAACUGGAGCUUGGACCUGAAAUACAAGCGAGCUCAGCUUAAAUGUUAUUCUUCUGCAUAACUAGCCACACAGAAAGUAAGUAGGUCAAAGUUUUGGCAGAACGUGGUUCCAAAGAUUACGCUCAUUAUUGUAAACAGACAGCCUGGAUAAUCAUCCGUGCUCCCACUAACCUUUGUAACGUCUUUGUGAUUGUGCCAUCUCCUCAAAUAUCAACAUUCAAAGAUAAUUUGUGACACAAAGGUGAAACAGUACUUUUGUGUUUCAUAUGAGGAUAGUGCAAAAGUGAACGGGCUCUCUGAAAGCAAAGUAAAGCAAACUUCAAAUAGAGUUUGAACAAACAGUGUUUUGGUUUAAGUUCGUUGAAAUUGGCUGAAUUUUGUGGUAGAGGUGGACCCGUCCGUGGCGGUUGAUAAGCGAGCUUAUGUUCUGGUUCUUUACAACGCCUAAUAUGAUUGCUAUCCCCUUUUACUGAAGCACUUACAAGUACCUCAUUCAAACCUGCUUAAAAAGGAGGAACUGUCCCUUGAGUUUAUCCUAAACUGCACAAAAUAAACAGAAUAAAUUCAAAUAAAAUAAUAGGAAGUUGACAAAGUUGCAAACAAAGUUUUUUUUUAAUUGUUAGAUUGGACAGGACUGUGCAAAAUGUUGAUGAGAAAGCUGAGAGCUGAAUCAUUUUUUUUUACAGACGGUCAGGCACACAAACAAGGAAAGAAAAAAAACUGAACAUCUCUUUAAAUCUGCAACAAGACAAUCUACAUACAGCGCCGCAAAGACUGUUCCCUCCUGCAUGAAGAGUUUUUGUAGCUGUCAGCUUAACACGCAAACCUUCUCGUCAGUAUCCACCCCACAAAUUCUGCAAUAAGUCAGAGUGUCCUCUUACCGCCAACAGAAGUUAAGCACGUUUUUUUCAUUACAAUUUUUUUUGUAAAGAUGGAAAAAGGUGGAAAUUAGUGAUAAAUUCUGAAAGAUGAAGGAAGAAACAGGGUGUAUUUUAGCUAAAACUGUUAAUUUGGACGAAAAUCCCAUAGGUGGCCAUCCAGCUGACCUAAAAUGGAAUGAACUUGCUCCAGAAAAUAAAUAAAUAAACCUGUUGUGCACUCAAACUGAUCAAAGAUAUUAGCUAUGUCUUUAAUAAUGAACCUAAAAGUGCAGAUAUAACAGCAUGAUAAAACCUGCAAACCUUUUAAUCUGAGUUCCAAAAUUACAACAAAUACAACAGCUUAAACUGCAAGAAGAUGAUGGGGAAGAAGUAAAGGUGAGACUGACACCAAGAAGGAAGAGUCCUGGCAGUGCUCCUAAAGUCUGAACAAUUCCUUUCACCCCACUAGACAGUAAUUCUGUGCUCUAGAGAUGACUGUCAGUGCAGCUGGCUGAACCAAUGUUGAACCAGUGGUGAUUAGUCAUUAUAACUCACAGUACUGCAGCCCAGUGUGACUGUCUCUGCACUGUCAGCAGCCAAGCAGGAGAAAUCCUGAAUGCACCUGUUGCUUUUUUCUUAACUGAAUUAUUAACUUUAACUUACUCUGAAACAUUCAGAUAUUAUCAAAUCAAAGAUGAUAAAAUAGGGGAUUAAAACACAAGUUACAUGCCAAGCAUAACACAUUAUAGCCAAAUUGGUGUAAAGGGGCAUUUUGCAGAACAUACUAGGUAGAAGUGGACUGCAAUAUUCAUAAUCAUAUUUAAAUGUACUUAUAAUUACCUAUAUUAUUUUUUUUUAAAGUGUUUUUUUAUUUUUUAUUUUUUGGUAACUUGUCAUCUUGCUCCACCAAUUCUAUGGUAGUGCAGAACAAACACAAUAGUAAGGGCCAUGUGUCUGCUUUUAUCUAGCAAGUUGUCGUCUGAUAUGCACUGAUUGAAAGAUGAAGAAGACCAACAAGGUGUGUGUGUUUUUUUUUCUUUUUCUUCUUUUGUGCACAAAGAGUUUGUUUUGAUGGGAGUCUUUGACGAUAAAAAAAACAUGCAAAUAGAGAAUCAUACUUUCAUGCUUCAUGCAAGAGAUCAUUUGAAUCAGAAUCUGAAUGAACCCCAACAUUCCCAUUUAUAAUCAUCAAAGUGAGUGAACUGAGGAGGAGUAGAGAGGUCUAAUUAUGACAUAAUGAUCCCUGUAUUGGUGGUGAAUGCCUGUCAUUCCUCGACAGCAGACAAUGAAAUAUCAAUCGAUCCCUCUCUUUUAUCUCUACCUUUGACAUGCUUUUUCUCUUCCCUUUGAACUGUAUUCAGAGUCUUUCUAUUUUUCAAAUAUUUGUAUUCCCCUGAGGGUCUCCCUAAAGUCCUUUGUAAGUAACAUGAUAAAACUAUUCUCUUUGUAGGGAAUGAUUGAGUUAGAAAGGAAGGAUGGCAGGACAAGAAAACUAGUGUGAGUGAGAAACCCCUGGCAGAAACAUCAGACAGACAAAAGGAAGGAAGUCUGCAAACAGAGGCCCUCUGUUAGCUGGAUGUGUGUGUGUAUAAGUGGCUCAGCUCCCAGCAGGAGUAUGCUGACUCAAAGAGAUCCCCAUGUAUUGGGCUCGUAGUGGGGCCUGUCCUUCGUCAUGGUGGUCUUUUGAGCAUUAGCUGAGUGAGCAGCAAGCCUGCCGCUGUGUACCAGUGAAUCAGGUUAUUAAUCUGCACGAUGAAGCCUGAGAUGCUGCGGGCCACAUUCAGCCUCCACUGGCACAGCUGACUGCAGUCGGUUGAACCUUUACUGCCUUCAGUAACAAUCAGCUUUCUGCCUACACAUGCACCUCAUUUAUUCCUGUUAUUCUUUAAGGAAAGAGAAGAAACCUGUUACCAUUUGGAGGGUAGGGGACUGCCUGCAGUGUCUGCUGACAUUAUUCUUUUAUUUCUUCUAAGGAUUUGAGGCACUCUGGAGAUGAUAUGAAAAAGUCCUUAUUUUUCAGGGCUGUAGAGUCACAGUAAAGAAGUGUCAAAGUGCUUCAUCCACUAAAGCUUCCAUCAGGCCAGAUACUGAGUUUGUCCUGCUGAAUCCAGAAUGAUUCUCUCUGUAUGAGUCUUCUUAACCGGUCUCCACUUCUUAUUGAGUUUGCAGUGUGUUCAGUGUCUGAUACCUACAAAGAUGUACAGCUGCUAUGAUCAGUGCCUUUGUAAUGUAAGGGCUACUGUGGGCUACCUGUGCCUUUAGCAUGUUUACACUUAAUUCUGCAAAUGUAAAAACAGCCACAAAGACUCUCAAGAUGGUUAUCCACAAAUGAAGUAUUGCAAUUUGUAAAAGAUUUAACUUACGACCUGAAGAUAAAUCAGUAAGUGGUUGAAACAAACAAAAAAAAAACAGACAACAAACUGAAACAAACAAUCGGUUGAGUUUGAUCGGACGUGUCUGUGUUUUUGCAAACUAAAUAUUCAUGGAGGUGAAGGGCUCAGUGUGAGUCAGAAAUUGUCAGAAAGGUAAUAGUUGUGCUUUAUAGUAACUUUUAAAAUCAUGUUCCUCAGCUUUAAAUUCCAUGUGUUGGAGUUUUGCUGACACUCCUUAAAACUCCGUCCAGAUUUACUACAUGCAUGGUGAGCUCUCAGGUCAUAUCUGACAGCAGGCCUGUAGAGUGUAAGCACAUGAAUCAUGCAACAUCAUCUGUGUGUCGUACAAUUUACUCGAAGAGCGUGAGUUUGUCUUCUACCAAGACUUUUCAGAUAACAGCUAGACUCUGCUGUGGUAAAAAUAAAAAUAAUAAUAAUAAUAAAAUAAAAUAAACAAUCUGUUUACUCACUGUAAUCGCUGUCCUGCUCUCUAAUAAUGUCCACUUUGUCAUCUUUUUGGUUCUCAUUGACUCACACAACUCCGACAUCCAGAGGGAAGGUGGUUCAACUGCUGUUGAAACACAGUUUUGGUCACUUAGGUCAUCUUGAGGACCAUAGUUAGCACUUUCCUUUACGGUAGUUUUAAUGCAUCAGAAAUAAUGCAUCAGAUUUUAUAGCACUAUAUCAGAGACCCUCAAAGCACUUUACAUUGGAUACAUCAUUCAUUCAUUCACACAGUCAGAACCUGGUGGUGGUAAACUACCUUAGUAGUCACAGCUGCCCUGGGGCCAGUUUGCACCUACGGCCUCUCCAACCACCAACACACAACACUGCACCAACUAGUGGUUGAAGAGGUGACUAGUUAAGUAACUGAUAAAACCUGUACUUGACACAUGCACAAUCUCCACAAGAAAAAAAAUGGAAAUGAAGGCAGUGCCAUAUUGAUUUUUCUUCAGGCCAUGGAAAAGGGGAUCCAAAAUAUUAAAAACUGUAAUGAUUAAAAAAAAAAUCAUUUGAAGCUGCAAAAGCUAACAUUUUGGUCACUUCAGAAAUUCUUCACAAACUGGGUGUAAAUGAUCCCCAGAAAAUGAAAAGUAGAACUGCUAAAUACUGAGAAAGUAGAACAUUUUUCAUCAGUCAUGUAAGAAUGUUUUAUUCCAGAGUUAUUAUUAUUCAUUGAGAGGAUGCUGAAAAGCACAUGACCAAAAACUGAGAAGCUGAAGGCAACGAUCAAAGCAAGCUUGGCCUCAGUAACACCUCAGCAGUGCCAAAGCCUGAUCCCCUCUCUACACGGAUGCAGUAAUUUGUGGUAAAGGAGCCCCAUCCAAAUACUGAGUGUAUGAAUGAACAUACUUCCCAGAAGUUAAUUUUAGAAUUUAAACCAAGUUUUUAAUUGAAAGGAGGGGAAAUUUCAAUAAUUUUGAAUACUUUAUUGAUGAUUUUCAUAAACUCUUAGCCAAAAUCAUCAAAAGUUAAAAGACUUUUCAUGUCAUGAAGAAUAUAUGAAAGUUGAGCUAUUUGAAUCUUUGUGCAUCACUCUAAAGUUUGUUUUAAUUUUAGUUUCCUGAAUAAAAUGUCAGCUUUUAUUUAGUUGGUGCUCACCCAAUCAUGACUGAAUCCAAAAUAUUAGCAGAUGAAUGACAGAGGAUAUACUUUUCAUGAGUGCAAACUUUUCCCUGAAAUGAUGAGACACCUCUUUGAUUUUCUAUUUCCUGUAUAUGAUCAGUGAAAACUCUCAAAUGUGUUGUGGUGUAGUCUCUGGUAAAAUGGUGCAUCAGUCUCUCCUCAGCACCACAGCUCUGGUGUCUCAGAGCUCAUGAAGGAUUGGAUAUCCACUGCUGAAAUGCCACAGUACACAUUACACUGAUGCUGUGAAAGGUCAGUGGUGAAAUGACUGCAGUGAACCAUUAAACAUUUCUAGAGCAGGAAUUUUCAUAACCAGCACCGCAGACCACUGAGGCAGUUUCUGUUAUUGAACUGAGAGAUGAACACCAGCUUUAUUACUCUAAUUUCUUUCGUCGUUGGGAUUGAACUGCUGUGUUUUGAUUGCUUUUACUGUUAUUGGCUCUCCAGCUGGCACAGGAACUAGAUAAAUGAUUUCAUUGUCUUUUUCGGUUUCUGGAGAAUUCAUGUAGUCAUCUUGAGUGAGCAAUUCAUUUCCACAUGCCGUCUUCUAUAACCUUCAGCACCAUCCUUAAACCCCACCUCCCACCCCCACCCCCUUUAGUCAUGCAAACAAUUUUCCAUGCUUUGAUCCUCAUUAUCAAAUCAAAUUAACAUGUUCAUUGAACCAUAGGUUUAUGGGGACAUUUGCAACACUCUCUGCCUGUUUAUCUAUUUAUUUAUUCAUUGGCAAUCUGUUAAAGUUCCUCCUGCUGCAGCUGUUUAUGACUUUGAACUAACUUACUUGGUAUAUCACUGUCUUCUUCUGUCAUGUUCAUCAAUAGCUCCCGAUCCUGGUAUCUUCGGUGGUCAGCCUAUACUUCCUGGAGUGGACAGAUUUGUUUAAGCCGGUGAAGUCUGGGUUCAACUGCCAUGACCGCAGCCUGAGCCUUCCUUACAUCGACCCAAACCACGAGGUUAUUCCCCUGCUGAUGCUCCUCAGCCUGGCCUUUGCUGGACCUGCCAUCACGGUAAAAAUGACACAACCAAGUUAUGAAGAAAGAUGGAAUAGAAAUUAUCUGUGGUGAAAAAGUGAUUGCUCUUUGGGUGGCAUACUUAACUGAACAAGUCCUGCUGGUCUGCAAAAUUGCAUCUAGAUCAUUCUCCAAUUGGUCAGGGCUGGCAAAGACUAAGCUAGACCUAUGGAAUCUGGUCCCAAUCAGAAAUGGAAUCAAGAUCAACAAGAUGUUACCUUUGCACAUCAUUUAGCUUCAGUUCAUCUUGCCUUGUAAUUCUGGAUAUGUCUCUCCAUCCAUCUAGAUUUACACAGAAAAGACAUGAGAAUCCUGCUGUCUGCUCUGACCAUUCAGAGCAAACAUAUUUAAUAUGAAUUAACAUAAUGGUCUCUAUUUUCGUGCUUCGCCGGAGACGCGGCGUAUGCGCGGCGUAAGUCAGGUCCAUGCACUGAUAAAGCGUUCUCAGGCAAAAUUUGCUAUUUUGGUGAGCGGCGCAGCCCCGCGUAAGUAUCCCCCCUCCCUAACUCAGCUCCUCCCAGCGGCGUAAGUUGUAGGGAGGGGGAGAGAGGGCAUGGAGUGGAUUUUAACACAGCCGAGACCUGUAUUGACCAAUAACAUCAGCUCCUCUCCUCGCCUUUAAAUCCGCCACUGGCGAAGAGUAUUACUAUUUUCGUGAAAUAGUCAAAGAGAUCAAGAGAUGUCUAUUUACUAGAUAUUUAAUUUAAUUUAAUGCGGUUUCAGCUGUGUUGAUUUGGUCAGGUUGUGUGUCCAAAUGCAUGCCAAACGCACUCAUCAGAUCAGAUAUAGAUCAGAAUAUAUCUAUAUAGAUCUAAAUGUAUGUGCCUUGUGAUGUAUGUAUGUGACUCAGAUUAUUAGUUGUUGAUGAUUAUUUAUUGCACUGAAAUGUGCCUGACACUGUGGAAACCUGCCGGUGAGGCAUCGGUGACAUAUGCCGAUACGUCGCCGGUCUACCAAAAUACCACUAGACCAGCUGCGCUCCGCCUGCGCUGAAAGCUGACCAGGUUUGAAUUGGCGAGCUUUCAGCGCACUUAACACACCACCGGCGAGCACGAAAAUGUCACUGCGCCAGCUGAUUCUGUCGACACCUCCCCCUGCCACGCCACCACGCCCAGCUUGGCAGAUCUCGGUGCGCCUCAGUCCACAAAAUUACCAAACUGGCUGUAUGCCAGGCUCCGCCAGAUGAAAAUACCACUGCACGGGGUCCGCCACCCUCUGCCGCCUCACUGGCGGACAUGAAAAUAGAGCCCAAUGUCAUAAACAGUAUAGGAAUGAAAGAGUUGGAAACUACUAUAUUAGCUCUCGAUUAAUCUGCAAAAUAUAGGAAAUCAAUGUGAUGUCCUUCAAAAGACAGUAUCUUUAAUAUCCUAUAUAUCCUUAGUCCUGCAGUAUCCUUAAUAUUAUUCAUACCAAUGAGGUGGGAGUUGUUAUUGUUAGCCUAAUUAAGGUAACCAUGGUGUUAGUUUGACCUUAAGGGUUAACAUGCUUGGGUGAGAGAGUUUAGUAUGAGUCACACUAGAAUUACUUUUAAGUGAGCAUGAAAUGUUGUUGCCAUGGGCUACAGGUGGACGGGACACAGUUUGUACUGAGGUAUCACUAACGAUGAAAAUAAUGUUUGCAGUGACAACUCAGAGUAUCUGGUGUUACCAAAAGCUGAGGACACUGGUGGUGAAAUCUUUUGGUUUUACUGUCAAUUAUUUACUGCGCAUGUGUUUUUUCAGUGCAUCAGCUCUGAUUUAGGAGAUAAUGAGAGUAAUUUUGGUAGUUUGAUAUUUCACACUCUGACUUUGGUAAACAUAAACUGUGAAGAACUCUAGUCUGUGAAGUAAAGCGUUAAAAAUCUCAGUUCGAAUAAAGGGAAAAUAAAGAGAGAAACAGUUUAUUUUGAGAGAUGUGAUGUACAUUUCUUAGAGAAAUGCUGGUUUAGUGAGAAUUAGAGAUACAGUGUGUCAGUUUCAGUAUUAUGCAGAUCCCUCAGAGGCCCUCCUUUAAAUACUCCUAAUCCCUCUUUCUGUCCAUCAUGGCUGCUGCCUUCUUUCUUUGUUCCUCCCUCUAUUGUUUUCCACUCUUUGUGAUUUAGUGCUAAAUACUUUACAUUCAUAUUGGCACAUUACUAUUUUUGUGUUCUGCGGAAAUCUGUUUUCCUAGAUAUGUCGCGGUUGCGGUUUACAGGUAGCCAGGCAUCCCAUUGUAAUACCAUGUGUCACAUCAGGAGGAUGAGGUUUGGUUUGAGAGUAUCAAACAAGGGGGAUCGUUCUUGGCCCAGACUCUCUUCUCGAACCAGAACUUGGAAGGCCACAUAGAGGUCAAGCGACAGGACACCACCACAUGCAGCAGCCAUUCCCAGCAGCUUACAUUCCAGUAUUUGUGUCCAUAAUGAGAGAGAAGACUGCUCACUUCAUGCAAAUCACAGAAAGUUAAAAAGAUAUUUUAUCCCAGGAGCUAAAACUGUGCAGGUUGAGAGGGAAGAGUAGGAUUAUGGAAAAUGAAAGGACCUGCCUCUCCACAUCCUCUUUGAAAUCAGACACCUGUAGCCCUCUCUGCAAACAUGCUGCAUAUGUGUGACUGACUGUUGUGUUAACAGAUAAUGAUUGGAGAGGCCAUCUUGUUCUGCUGUCUCUCUCGGAGGAAGAAUGGUGCCGGAGCUGAGGCGAACAUCAACGCUGCUGGCUGCAACUUUAAUUCCUUCAUACGCAGAGCUGUCCGCUUUGUUGGUAGAUUAUUUUCCUUCCCCUUAUGUGCAAACUGGCCUGAAAUAAGGUCACAAGUGGCUUUCCUCCUGUCUCAUUUUCCACACAAUUUGAUGAACUAUUUUGCCUUUUUAUACUGUGUUUUAUUGAUACUGAAGUGGCAAUGUCACAAGGUAAACUUUAGCAAAUGGUAACGUUAUCUUUUUAUUCUAGACCUUUGAUAUAAAAUAAACAAAAGCUAAUUUUCAUACAGCCUUCAUAGAGUGUACUAGUCCUUUACAGUAUCUCAAACCCUAUUAUCAGCUGUGUUUCUGCCUCUAUCUGUUUGUUCUUAUCCUUAAUGAAAUUUGACUUCCACCUGUUUCUUCAGGUGUUCAUGCUUUUGGUCUUUGUGCCACGGCCCUCAUCACUGACAUCCUCCAACUGAUGACCGGCUACCCAACACCUUACUUCCUCACUGUGUGUAAACCCAACUACACCACCCUCAAUGUCAGCUGUGAGCAGAACCCCUACGUGAUGGAGGAUAUCUGCUCAGGAGCAGACCCCACGGCCAUCAACCAGGGAAGGUGAGGAGACAACAGUAGAGACACGAUGCAGUUGAUACUAACAAAAAUGUAGAAAAGGAGAAAAGAGGGUGGUGAAAACAUUAGACUCUUUCUAGGGCUGGGUGAUAUGACCUAAAAUUAAUAUCACAAUAUACUGAGCAGUUCACCUUGAUAACGAUAAAUGGACGAUAACUACUCCACAAGCUGCUCACCCCCUCCCACAUUAACUUCGUCUACUUCAGCCGCUACUUUUGAAGUGUCCUCCAUCUCCUCACCUGUCUUUCCCUCUUUGUUACGGACUGGAUGAGGUGGAGUCAAGUCUCCAAAGUAGGACAGCAUCUAUAAGGGACAUGAGACCAUAGCCUACCUACACACAUCCAAAACAAACUUUUAUUUAUUUAUCUUUUUUGACACUGAAUAUAUCCACAUGGGCAAAAUUACGUCAGUUAUUGUAGUAAAUUUCGGUAUCCGUAAAUUUUCAGUUCAUCGCCCAGCGCAAACUUUUGCACAGGUGAAGAAAUGUAUCGGUGUAUAAGUAAUAAAAAUAUGAGGGUAAUUAAAAUGAUUCAAAAUAAUGAAUUAUAUAUUCCCCUUACAAUUUAUCACUAGCAUAUUCAUAUUUCAGUCCCACAGAAGAAUACAUUUGAAUCUGAAGUUUAAGUAAAUCUUUACUCUGUUACCCCUCUUGCACAGGCAUGUGUUAAUAAUACAGAAACAUAAAUUUGUAUGACAUCCACAUUUAAUUAAAAACUAAAAAAAACAGUCCUCAUCUACAAAAUAAAUGUUUUUUUAAACAAUCUGUAUCCUUAAUUAUUAUAAUAAACAUGUAUCAUGUCUUUAUUUUAUGGUAUCGUACAUCACAGCAAUCAUACCAUACCAUGUUUGUCAUACUUCAUUUACACUGUUAUGAUCUUUAAAAAAUGGCAUAAAGCCAUACUUGAUUGAAUCGUAUAGGAUUAAUGCAUACUUGCAUUUCUGAGCAUUUUUCCAUAGGGAGGAAAGUGAGAAGAUUUAACCCAGUUUCCACAUUUCACUCUGAGGUCUGUGGGGAGAAUCUGCUGAUUUUUUGUUUGUUUAUUAGUUUCAUAUAACCAUGAGCCAGAAUAGACUUAUUUUGGUCACACAGAGAAAGAGGUCGAAUGAGAUUGGGGAUAGCUUUUGAUGUUUUGUGUUAGUUGUUGUAAUAAUGAGGUAAGAAAUGCUUGCGAUCAAUGCUUGUAAUCAUGCAUGAACUUUUUGAGGAAAGUUAGCUCCAUUUCUGUAUUCUCUGUGUUAAAGUUGGGUGAAAACAUAAAAUAUCAUCUUUUUAAAACUAUGAAAUCUACUACUACAAAGCAGUAAAUAUUUUUAACGAAGCCGCAGGAUUUGUGUACUGCAAUGUGGAGCUGCGUCUCACUGAAAAGAAAGGAGUUGUGGGCUGAGUCGGGGUUUUAAAAUACUAAUGUAAUUCAGAACAAUGAGGGCAUGUAAAAAAUUCAGAAUAGAGAUAAAGUUAUGUCACGCUUUUUUUCCACACAGUCUCUUUUCUGCACUCUCUGUUACUUUAACAAACAGACGCUGUGUGCUUACUUCACAUUCACAGUGACCUCUCUUUGUGUCUCCAUUUUUUAUGGUGUUUGGUCAUGUCUUCUCUGUGGUGCUCUCUCCCCCUCCUCCUCCUCCUCCUCCUCCUCCUCCUGCAGUUGUCCUUCAGACUUAAGGCCACAAGCUUUUAAGUAAACAGUAUGUAGACAUGCCUCUCCUCCUUCCUUUAACCUUGGAUGUGCAUAUUUAAAUGAAAAACAACUCAAGUGAGUUUAAUUUGGUGGUCACUGACAUCACAUAUGCCCCCCCCAUUCAUUGAUUCUUUAUUGUGGAUGUCCUAACAUUACAGUUUGAUAUCUCCACAGUCCUCUGAAAAAGACAUUUUUCUUUGUAAGGGUAUUUUUAUGUUUUUUUAAUGAGUUUACUAUAAACAUAAAAGCCAAAAGUCCUCUUAAACCACACUGGGUAAAGUCAACAAGUCUAUUUGUUUAUUGUUCUUUUCUCUAAACUUGAGUAUAUGUGGUAAAACUGGUUUCAUAAUAGAGACUAGAAUCUGUGAGAUUUAUUUAAAUUACUUAAUGUCUCCAUGUGGGGGAUAUGUACUGUGUGUGUGUGUUUAUAUGUGUGUGCAUGUGGCAGUAGACAGCAGCGGGAUGUGGGCGAAGGGAUGAGGCUAGGUUUGACCCAAGCAUUUGGCACACACAGAUUUGAAUGCGGAGAAUAGGGGUCUAAAUAUAACCCACCGCUCCUGGCAUAAACACUGUCUUCUGCUCUCUGUGGCAGCUUAAGCUUCAGUCUUGUUUCCAAGGCAGCAUGGAAAGCUGUUCGCUGCAGCGGUUGUCUACCAGGGGUAUUAUUAACCUAUUUUAACUGAGGUACCUUCUGACGAAGAAAAAACGCCAUAGUUAAGCUUUCCCUUUAGCGAGACAAAAUUCUGCAUUUUCAUUGGCUGAAUUUACUGGGGGGCUUUUUCAACUUAGGAAAGUAAUCUCUUGUUCUUGGGUCUCAGAACUGGAAAUAGUUUCCUGACCCAAAAAGAUGCCACUAAAGACACACACUUAUUUUGUGCCAGAGUUUGUUGUGUUUGAAGUUUAGAGUUUUAGUUAUUAAUCAAACGCAUCUCUAAUGUGACCACAACUUGUGUGCAGCUUUCUUCCUGUAUUACAUUAGGCUCCAUGCACAUGGACAUUUCUAGCAAUUUUAUUAAUGAAUACCCAGAAACUUAAAAUCUAAGUAAUAUGAUUCGGCCAUUACAGGCAAACAGUCCAUAGGUUUCCAUGCAUAAACCAAAAAGGGUUUUCCUUCAAUAGUUACUCUUGUAUUUUGUCACGACCCGGCUUGUGAGCCAUGACAAAAAAUGAGAGACAAACGGUUUAAAUUGAAGAAAUUACGGAUUUAUUAAAUAAUCAAACAACUAACCAAAAUGUGCAAAAGCUAUGGGAUGUGAUAGCUGGUGGUAGCCUAUCAGUGUGUCAGCAGAUGGAUGAGUGUUCAUGAGGACCGCAAAAUGUUGUAUGGUGUAGAACCUAAAUGAAACCAGCCAAAGCCAAAACAACACAACACAAUCGAUGGGGAGCCCAAAAGCAAAGAGAGGAAGACUGCGGACCAAGACCGGUCUUAGAUAUUCCCAGUUUGCUCCCAGUUUCAUUUAGUGACUCCACCCACCAGGACCUGCAAAACAGCAAGGACAACAACCGCACCAAUGGCAGGCCCUGCCCAGACAGGAGGGCUGUCAAAAUCAAGGAUACUGUUCAAGACAGAACUGAAAUUUUCACGACACAAUUUUCAGAAAAAAAAUCUCAACAUAACCACUGUUUACAGUUCCAGUACAGUAGUAAGAGUAAAAAGUUAGACCCUGAAGAAACUUGUCUGAAAUAGUUGAAUAGGAAAAAAAAAGCUAGUUAAGUUUCAUCAUGAUCAUUCAGUGAUCAUUUAGCGUGCUUUUUAUGUGUCCACAGCACUUUGUUGUGUGAAAUCAGCCUUUAUUUCUGCCACCACAUGAAUGAUUUUUCCACAAAUGCCCCCUCAUCCAAUGUCACGCAGAUCAACUUAUUGGGGAUAAAACCUUCAUUACAUGCAUGAAUCAUUAGUGUGGAACAACAGGACAUAAACGAUGUGUAAAGAGGUCCAUUUUCUGAGUAAAUGUGCAUUAAGUCAAAUUAAUUGCAAUGUGCGAUUCAAUCUGUGUGAAACAUUUCAGAGCUGGAAAUGGGUCACUUGAUGGAGAACUCGUGGGAUCAGUUGAUAUUUGUAAAUUAAUUUUUAAUAACUCCACAGAUGUUGUAAAUGCUGGUUUUAAGGAGGAGAUACACAACUGUACAGCAUCCACCAGGCACACACAUACACAUAUACAGACAGCUGCAUGCAUGUUUCAAAGCACACGCAUUCCCACACAUGCAGAGUCAGGAGUAAAGAUGGGGGCUGGUUGGAGGAGAAAGUACCAAGAGUUGUCAGAAGUAGGUCAUUGGAUUGGAGCCUGUGAGAAACUGGGCCACAGGUUCACUUUCAUCGUGAAGCGUACAGUCAAGCUCCAGCCUCGCUAUAAACUGUAGUAUGUGUGACUGAAAUUAAACAUUAUCUGCAUAUGUGUUCAUGUUCCAGUGAGAGUAUUGUCUUGUGGCACUAAAUGAAAAAAAAAAAAAACACUGACUUAAAUUUCUGCCUCAUUGCAAUUUCAUGGUUGUAUUAAAUUUUUCAGGAGGCUUUUUAUGUCAAGAGAAGAUAGAAGAACGUGAAACGAAGCGUCUCAUUUGGUUCAGUAAUUUAACCCUCAACAACUGACUGUGUGCACAUGGUGGUUUCAGAGAUAUCUCAUUAUGUGUUUGUUUUAUAGGCAGUGGUUAAACCCUCUCUCCACCCUCUGUUGACUCACACAUACAGAUGUGAACAUCGGCUAAGUCUAUUUCUGUUCUUUCAUCUCUUGCAGAAAAUCCUUCCCAUCACAGCACGCCACCCUCGCAUCCUUCGCUGCUGUCUAUGUUUCUGUGAGUAAUAGUUUGAGCCCACACAAACUCUGAACCCUGCUCAACCUUCUACGAAGUGUCUAAUGAAACAACAUACGUUUGCAAAUGAAACAUUCAAAAAUGACCGAUGGACUCAGCCAAGGUUUAAUAUUCUCCAUCGAUCUUUACUUAAUGCUAUUUUUAAUUCACACGUACCCAAAAUUUCAGCAACAAAGAAAAAAAGCGUUAAUAUUUAAGACUCCUGAAAUUUACGAUAAAGAAAAAGGUAAGUGUUUUCAUCCCAGAACAAAUUCAGACAUUUUACCAAUACACAGAUUUUUUUUCAGUGUGAAAUCACAGUAAAUUACUGACCAAAUUUUGCAUGACUUUCACAGUAAUAUUUACAGAUAUUUACUGCUAAAUAACCUCACAGUAAUUUAUUGUAACUUCGCAGUCGUAAUGUAACAGGACUUCUUUGUGAAAUUACAGCUUAAUACUGUAGUUUUACAAAUGCAAGACCCAAGUUAAUUGGUGUGAUAUUACAGAGGAUUUUGAUUUCAGUAUUUAUUGUGAAACAGUAGUUUAAUGCUAUAAAGUCCAGUGUUACAGUAGUUGUUACAGGUAGUAUUUGUGAUAUCAUAGGGGCUUUUGAUUACAGUAUUUAACUGCAAAAUCCUGGUUAUUUUUUACAGUGUAUUUCAGGGGUUGUGGUGACUCAGACAUCAUGGGGCACUGCCAAUAGGCAUGACACAACAAAGAGAGCAGCCGCUUCAGAGAGCAUAAUUACUGUUUGUAAUUCAGAUUCCAAAUGCGGGAAAAAGGACAGGGGGAAAUAAUCAGUUAACAUGUCAUGUGUCCUCAGAUGUACUUUAACAGCACCCUGACAGACUCAUCCAAGCUGCUCAAGCCCCUGCUGGUCUUCUCCUUCAUUAUCUGUGCCAUCAUCUGUGGUUUGACCCGGAUUAUCCAGUAUAAGAACCAUGCCAUUGAUGUCUACCUGGGCUUCCUGCUUGGAGGUGCCAUCGCUGUCUACCUGGUGAGGACCAGUCUCAAUUUUUUUUCUAUGGUUUCUCUGAAAAAAAAGAAAAAGCCAGUAUGGAGAUGGAGCAGUGGUCCUCCUGUAUAAAACGUUGACCAAAAGCAAAGUCAUUCAUUGUAACUGAGAGCAUCUUAGUUUAGUGUGUUUGUUCCUUCAUUUCGUUUUUGUUUUAUUUUCUUCUCUGUUUCUUUGUUUUUUAGUAUGUAAGCAUUUGUUUUUGCACCAAGCAGAAAAAAUGAAUUUAAUUCAAGUGGAGUGCUGUGAUGGGGGGGGGAAGAGAUAUAAUGUCAAAAAAAGUUGUUUUAAACAACAACAGCCACUGGAUUAAACAUGAAUUUUUUUGUCAAAAUUCCAUUCAAUCAUUAUCCAUUUGGGUCCCAGGUGGACUGGAAUCUUUCCCAGCCAUAAUCAGGUGAAAGUUUGGGUACCCCUUGGACAGGUGGCCAGCCAAUCAUGGGGCUAACACAUAAAAUCAAACAUACACUUCUCACUGGCACCUAAAGUCAAUUCAGAAUGACCAAUGAGCCAGAUCAGGUUCAUUUAAUGGUUUGGCCAGAAUGAUCAGAUCAUUUUUUGAAUAAAUUAAACAUAGAUCAAUUAUAUCUAUCUGCUUUUUUUGCUAGGGUUUGUAUGCAGUGGGAAAUUUUCAGCCCAGUGAGGAGGCCAGCGCCAGCCCCCCUCCAAUCCUACACCGGCCCCCCUGCUCCUUGCCCCAUAUAAGCCAGGAAGCUGUACUCCAUCACCUGCAAAUGAAAGCCAGCCUGGCUGGGGAGUCUGGCAUACCUACCACCCACACUGAGGGCCUUUUACAUCGAGGCCUUCAGCAGCAAAGACCUGAAGACAGUCUGAAACGUUCCAAUGCGGAUGUUGAGGUUAUCUCUCCACGCAGUCCUCUGAAUAAAGAUGCUCUGGUGACCUUUAGCCAUACCCUCCCGCGGGUCCACACCCCCCAGGCCAUGGCAGCAUAUGAGGAAGCUGCUAGACGUCACGCUGCUACCCUUCAUCACGCCUCUAUGGACUCUAGCCGCUCGAAGCAGCUUCUAUCUCAAUGGAAGAGUAAGAACAACCACAAAUGCUCCCUGCAGGUCCCAGACUCCUUCUCCUCCUCUAUCGACUCAUCAUCUGGCCAUUCCUCGCAACAUCCACACCACCAUGGAAGUAUGGAGCUCAGAUCCAGCUCUGAACCAUCAGCUAUGGGCAUGAAUGGAGGAUUUGAUGCACAUGCAUACAUGGCCAAACUGGCCUCAGGAGCGUGUAACACCUUGCCCAGUAAUUGCAGUGGUAUCACAGGAGGAGCCAGGAUAUCCAUGCAGUCUAGACCUGGAUCUUCGCAGCUGGUCCACAUUCCAGAGGAGGCUCAUGAGAAUUACACCAGUGCAUCACCAAGGACAGGGGAAGGAGGAGGAAGUGAAGGGAUGUCAGCAAUGAAUAGCACAGUUCAAGCCAACUGGCAAAGGGCAGCGGAGAAGACUACAGCCUGCAGGACUAAUGAUAAUGGGCAAAACACCCAACCGCGAAUUAUGCAAGUGAUUGCUAUGUCCAAGCAGCAGGGCCUACUACAGACCCACUCUAAGAGCUUAGAUGAAACCAGCAUUGGCUGUAGCACAACUGGGAGUGGCCAAGGCUCGGCCCGCUAUAGGGCACUAACUGAUCAAGACCCCACAAGCACCACAGGGCCCAGUUCUCUUGGUAGCACCACAGGCAGUAUUUCAGGGAGUACCGGAGCUAUCGUCAGGAUAGAGGCCCACCCUGAAACCAACAGGCCAAUCAUCCAAGCUCCGUCCACGGAUGGAUCUGGAUCAUGGAGGUGGCGGUCACUGGAUCACGGAACAGGGGGUGGUGGAAAUAUGGGGACUGGAGCGGGAGGAGGAUCAGUAGGAGGCGGUAGUUUGAGGCAGUCCUUUGAGUUAAACGAUCUUAACAGAGACUCCGAAAGCUCAGACUCAAUACGUGAAGGGUCGAUUGACAGGAAGCGUGCCAAUCACAUUGUUACGACCACUGCCACCGUUAGCACCCCACCUAUAGUUACUGUUCACACCCAAAACACGGGCCAGUCAGAGCAAAGGCUCCAUCCCCAGGGUCUUUCUACUAUAAGAGUCACUCCUGGAGAUAGCUGUGUGUCUGGAUCUGUUGGUGGUGGCGGAGGAGCAGGAGGAGGCGGAGAAUCUGCCUCAGAAACCCAUUCAGUCACUUCUAGUCGUGAAUCAACACUGCGGAGAAAAGGCAAUAAUAUCAUCCUGAUUCCUGAAAGAGCUAACAGCCCGGAUAAUGCGCGAAACAUUUUCUACAAGGGGACAUCCAUAACGCCUGCUUUUAAGGACUAGUUUACUAAAUUUCUCCUGAAAAGAUGUAGCUAAUCAUACAAGACAGCUGGAUUUUCUGAAAACAAACCCCAUAUCUGUGACAAGUGACAUUAUUUGCCACUAUUGUAUAUACAAAAAAACUUACAAAAAAAAAGUUUUAUUAAGCAUGGAUUUUUUUUAACAUAUUAAUGCUAAAUCACAACCAUUUAAGUGUUGUAGAAAAAACACUGUGUUCUUUUGUGGUCACUCCCAAGAAAACCUCGUGUAACGUCCAUUCUGUGCCAGUGCUUCGAGGGCAGGAAAGCCCUUUUUCAAUAGAUCCAUUGGCUUUGAAUAAAAAUCAGCCCAGAGAGAAAAGAAUAGAUAAGUAGCACAGUUACUUUCAAACUGUAGCAAAAUACAGCAAAAUAACUGUAACAUAGCUGUGAAACCAGUGUUAACUUCAUUGCACUGAGUAUAUUGUGUUUGUUUGAAAAGGGUGCUACACCAGACAAUACUAUUUAGUAUACAAAAUACCGUAUAAUUUGAAUAGAUGAUGACUUAUUUUACAGCGUGAACAACAAUGACGUUAAUAUGUAAAAGAUAUAUCAGAGAUAUGUUUUGUAUUUUGUCUCUUUUCUGUACAGGUACCACACAUUCAACAGAAUACUGUUUUGAACCAUAAGUGUGCUUAGCAUUCCUUCUGUAGCUAUGAAGUCAAAUAUGCUGUGACUUGCACUGAAAUAUGCGUUUACUGUUCCUAGUAUACUGUAAACCCUGACCUUAUCUUUAUAUCCUGUUCUUAUAUUUGGACAUCCAUUUCAAUCACAUAUCUACAGCACAACAAAAGAAAGCAGAACAAUGGAAAACCUUGUGUCUUUAAUUCAUAAGAUAAUUUGUACAUAUCCAAAUCUCAGUGCAAUACUUGACCUCAAGCUUCCAUGAUGAUUUUUGCAGGUUUUUAACUACUUAAAAAGUUUAUCUUUUCGUAGCUUUCAAAUUAACAGAAAUAAUCUCGCUGCUGAGAAAUCCAAAGCCAGAAGAUAUAAUGAGCAGAGUCAAAAAAGAAUAAAGAGGAAGGUGGUGUGACAAGAGUUCUCAAAUGAGCCUCAUGUCAUGACUGGCAGCAUGUGGAUUCCUGAGGCUUAGAUGGGUACAGAGAUUUUCCAAGAUGAACAACUGUUGUCGCAAACAAAACACUUAAGUCCCCCUAAAAAUGUUCAAAUAGUUAAAACUUAAGUCCAUUAUUAAUGUUUCUCUCUUUGGACACAAACAAGCAAAUAAACAAAUGAAAACACAAUUGUACCUAUCUAUCUCUCUGUGUUUGCAGAAGAAAUCAUCUGGGAUGUGAUUUUCUUUUUUCGCAUAGCAGUCAUCAGCCUUAAAAUUGCUCAAAAGGUUGAAGAGACUAAACACAAGCACACCCUUUAUGUUUUUUCUUGCCAUGGUCUUGUUGUGAACAUUGUUGGAAGACUUUUGUUUCACAGAUGUUUGAUUACAACUCACAGUCAAUAGAUUCUCCUAAUUUGAACUAAGUAUAUCCCAGACCUUCUUCUGUACCCGACACUCAGAGAUAAAACUGGUACAGAUUUUUUAAAUCUGAGUCCGGCUUCAAUUGCUGAAAAACAUGUUUUGUUCUAAUGAAUCUUAAUACUUUUUACAUGUUUAUACAUGUAAGUAGCACAGUGUUCAUCCUAGUCUGAUUAAAUGAGAUUUGGUGUGAACGAUAUUUGAAGAUUAUACAUGUAGCAUUUUUCCCCAAAAGGAUAACAAUUGCUUGUAAAUUAUUUUCACGUUAAGAAAUCAGCGGGUAGCAGAGGGGUUUUGCUGAGAUUUGCACUCCGUUCAUCAUCGGCUGUAUGCACUGGAAGACCAGCACCUUCCUCCAGUUUUGUGCUGCAAUUCUUUUUUUGUGCUAGUAAGCAACCAGCAAAUUUUCUAUUAAAUCGAACCAAGUUGAACAAACAGUGGCCAGUAGAUGCUGCCAGCUCACCUAGAAACUAUGUGAUUUAUUUAUGGUUAUACGUCCCAAUUGAUUAUGCUUUUUCAUAACUUUCAUUUUGAAACACAGACAGACAUACAGGGUAGAUACUGUUUGGAAAAAAGCUAAAAGACGACUGUUACUCAGUUGAAGAAUUACAAAACCUGUUGUUUACACUGGUUUAUACAAUAUGCAUAUCAUAUAUUAGUAUCUCAGUGGUCAAAUGAGCACCCACUGUUUAUAAAUUAUAUUUGAUACAAGUACUCCUGAAUUGACCAUAAUUGUUCAAUGAAAUUUUUUGCCAGUGUUACUAUGUGAGAAAAUUUGCCAAAGCUCGAUUUUUUUAUUUGAGAAAAAGUAUAAAUCUUCAUGUAACUUUUAGUGUUUGUAUAGCAAGCUUGCAAUAUAUUGUACAUGAUUUAUUCUAUACCCAAGUAACAUUUGCAUGGUCACUUUUUGAAGUGCAUAUCACGAGAUUUAUAUCAUAAAUGUUUUGAAUCUUUACUUUACACUGGUGUUUAACAUUAUGUUCUCAAUUUCAGUGUAUUGUAGAGAGAGUUUAAGACAAUCUUUUCUUUAUCUGUUUACUGUUGCCUAUUUAUGUCAUAACCACAGGCUGGCUUUCUUUUAAAUGAUUCUGCCAUUCACCAAGUCAAAAUGUGUAUAUAACCCACCCGAGUAAAAACAAUAGCCGAGGUUCUGACACAAGUACCGAGUAGAUAGAGUAUUUUAAUACAGUCUUUGUUGUUUUCGAGCUGUUAAGCACUGGUUGCUUCAGUGCUUCACACAAGUUGCCUGAUUUGGUUUUUACUCACACCUCAGAAUAUUUUUUUGUAUCAGCGAUAGUUACAAAACCUAGGUAAAGUUUUAAUACUUUAAAGACUAGAUGUGAGAUUGAGGGCAUUUGUUAUAGUUAGAGGUUUUGAAACACAGUUCAGUCAGGAUUAAAUUUAGGCAUAAGUUCAUUGAGUUUGUCAGAGUUGACUUCAGACAAGCCUGAUAGUUGUAUCCUGCAGUGUUUUAUGAGAAUGGCUUUAGUGACUCGAUCUUUCGUGUGAAAAUUUCUAAUGAUUUUUUUUUUUCUUCUGUGUCAUACUGUAUACUUAAAAGAGCACUUAAAGUAACAGUCAUAAACCAAUGAGUAAAGCAUAGCUGAGUAGGAGUUCCUUCAGUGGCACUAAACUGUGUAUGUUUCUAAUGAAUUUGUUGUUCUCCCAUGAAAAGACCAAAACCAAAAAUGUGUCAGUACUGUCCAUAUCCCCCACUCUUUCUGUGGUUCUCAAUGUUUUAACUACAAGACAUUAACCUUUGAAUACCAGCUCAAAAAUAAACCAUUCUGAUUCACAGAGAUGUAAAUCAGGCAGCAGGACAGGGUGUUUGUGAUUGAGUAGAAAGAUGAAGAUCUGCUCUUGGUAACCAGGAAACGUGUCACCCACACACAAGCGCUGGAGCGUAUUCGUUCAGCGCUGUCUAUGACUUAAUUGAUUACAGAAGCACCGAAGAGAUCCCAGCUGCCAACCACGACUAAACAGUCCUCCCUUGCUUCUCAAGAACAUUUCAUACCAGCCUCUUGUUGCAGACAUAUCAACAACAACAACAACAAAAAAGACUGCCAUUUUUUUAUGUGAUAUAAAAGUAUGUGAAAUCAGUCUGUUUGACAAAAGCUGGACUUGUGUGAUUGUGCAAAAUACAAUACACUCUUAGAUCGAAGCCUUAACAUUGUCUAAUCUCCCUUUAUGGUGACACAUAAAAAUACCCCCAGAGUAUGAUAUAUAUUAUAUAUACAUAUAUAUAGAUUGGAUAUAAAGAAAAAACGAUAUGUCAAGAAUAUUUGUAUGACAUUUUUUCAAACUAUUUGUCUUAUAUAAGUCUGUCCCAAAGGCCUGUGAAAUCAAAGUGUUAUGUGACACAUGAGUAGAUAUGUAGAUCCAAUGGGUAGAACUGUGAAUGGAUGCUCUCUGCAUGUGUAGCCUCUUGUGUUGUCUUUGGAUGAAUCAUUAAUGUUUUCUUAUACUGUGAUCAGCUGUAUGAAUUCUAUGCAGCAGGAAAAAAAAAACAUGUAAAAAUGGAUUUACUAUCAAUUGAGUUCAAAAAGAAUAAAUGGUUAAUACUUUUCUUUAUGUGCAACGGUCAACAAAGCAAAGUAAUGAUGGUUUAAAGAGAGUUGAAAGUAGCAAUCACACUGAGAGUUCACAGCACGUUGAUCAGACUAGAUGGCAAAUUGUGAAUCGUUGAAAUGGUCAGAAUAAAUGUUUGCUAUUGAAAUCAAGCAGCAGAUGUCCUCCAAUUCAUGUGGUUAUAUUUCUCAAAGUUAAUGUUGACGAUAAGGUUUCUUUGUCCUGUUUGCCAUUUAAAUCUAAGGAUCUAUAUGUUAAACUUUCAGUCCUUAUAAGAUGAAACAUUCAGCC
Xyrichtys novacula (pearly razorfish) is the source of this 32308-nucleotide messenger RNA. NCBI's taxonomy places the organism in Eukaryota, Metazoa, Chordata, Actinopteri, Labriformes, Labridae. The record is from the annotation of a GenBank genome assembly.